AUGGAUAUACAGUUGUUUGAAUCUGUAUUACCUGAUAUUAAGCUAUCAAAAAUCGAGGCGGCGCUCGCCGGUGGUCAUCAUAGAGGAAUCGAGAACCCCUGUGGGGUGUCAUUCUUUUUUCUGGUGGAGACAGUAGUGGAGCAGAGGGUAAAUGGCGGACUCCGAUGGUUGGUUGUCGGUACAUCGCCUGAAGCGGUGGAGGUAGCUGGUAGAAGAAGGGAGGAGACUGGAUUUGGGGAGGAUAAAGUAAAAUGUGAAACCAUACUAAUUUCUCUCCAUCCUUAUAUCUCUUUUGCUGCACAUCAACCUGUAAGUAUUUAUUUGCACUUGCAUUUGAUUUCCAAUUUCUGUUUGAACCUACAUCGAUUUAAUAUCCAUUAUCGUCAUGGAAACCCUAGUUUCUCAAUCAUGCCCGAUACUUCCACCUCCCAAUCAAUACACAUGAUGCCACCAGCUCCACCACUUGAUUCCACAAAAGAACUCAGAAUGAAUCUUAAAGACCUCCAAGCACCACCUGGCGGUAGUGACACUGGUUGUGGUGGAGGUUCUGUAAAGAAAAGAGGAGUAGGAGACACAGUGAGUGCUACUCCAAAACAACCAAGAGCUAAGAAACCAAAGAAAGCAACUUCUAUACCAAAAAAAACAAGGCAUCAAAGGUCAAAAUCAAUCAAGAGGAAUAUGGAUGUGGUGAUAAACGGUCAAAAUCAAUUAAGAGGAAUAUGGAUUCCAAUACUUGUUUGUUCAUGUACAGGGGUCCCACAACAAUGUUACAGAUGGGGUACAGGUGGGUGGCAAUCAGCUUGUUGCACCACCACCAUAUCCAUGUAUCCACUACUAGUGAGCACAAAACGCAAGAGUGCUAGAAUUGUAGGGAGGAAGAUGAGUCAAGGGGCAUUCAAGAUAGUGUUGGAGAAACUUGGAUCUGGAAGCUAUAACUUUGCUAAUGCAAUUGACCUAAGGGCACAUUGGGCAAAACAUGGCACAAACAAGUUUGUCACUAUCAGGUAAACUGAAAACUGAAACGCUUGUUUGGUUUUCUAACUUGUAUAUAUAUGUUUGUGGCCCUUUGCAGAGGUUAAAAUGGUAAUUUGUACGUCUGUUAAUCCAUG
This is a messenger RNA of Lactuca sativa (garden lettuce), 1109 nucleotides long. RefSeq names its product protein BASIC PENTACYSTEINE1. Gene Ontology annotation, molecular function: DNA-binding transcription factor activity; sequence-specific DNA binding. Lineage: Eukaryota; Viridiplantae; Streptophyta; Magnoliopsida; Asterales; Asteraceae. The record is from RefSeq and is a predicted model, not a curated record. Gene Ontology annotation, cellular component: nucleus. Gene Ontology annotation, biological process: response to ethylene.